Pterocles gutturalis (yellow-throated sandgrouse) is the source of this 1406-nucleotide messenger RNA. It is a transcript of the gene LETM2, whose product is annotated as leucine zipper-EF-hand containing transmembrane protein 2. NCBI's taxonomy places the organism in Eukaryota, Metazoa, Chordata, Aves, Pterocliformes, Pteroclidae. Gene Ontology annotation, molecular function: ribosome binding. The transcript has 9 exons. Gene Ontology annotation, biological process: intracellular monoatomic cation homeostasis. The record is from RefSeq and is a predicted model, not a curated record. The annotation marks the transcript as partial. Gene Ontology annotation, cellular component: mitochondrial inner membrane.
CCGCAACACACGAUGACUCGCUUAAACCCCUCUCCAGUUUCAGAGGCUCCCAUCUUCUUGUGCACUCCAACCCUCCGUACUCUCCAGCAGCUGCUUUUGUCCAGCUAGUGGGUUCUCAUCUGAACUGGACUUGUGCAAGAGACUCUGGAAACCAGCCAGCACCACACCGCGCACGGCUCAGCCCUGGCCCGCCUCACUCACCAGCUAAAGUUGUGCGAACGUUUCACACCUCUGCCUGCUUGCGUCAGGAGCUCCGAGGUGAACCUCCGCCCCACCGGCGUCCUGAGCCUGCUCAAGCUCCAACAAAACAGGUCGUAGAGACUCCUGGGGGAAAAAAGUCUUUACGCCAAAAGAUUGUGGAUGAACUGAAGCACUAUUACAAUGGAUUCCACUUGCUUUGGAUUGACACCAAGGUGGCUGCCAGGAUGGUGUGGAGGCUGUUACACGGUCAGGUCCUCACGAGGAGGGAGAGACGAAGGCUGCUGAGAACCUGCGCAGAUCUCUUCCGGCUGGUGCCCUUCCUGGUGUUUGUCAUUGUCCCCUUCAUGGAAUUUCUGUUACCUGUUUUCUUGAAACUCUUCCCUGAAAUGCUGCCCUCGACAUUUGAGACAGAGUCAAAGAAGGAAGAAAAGCAGAAGAAGAAAUUAAAUGCAAAGCUGGAGUUAGCAAAGUUCCUACAGGAGACCAUUGCAGAGAUGGCCAAAAGGAACAAAGCAGAUACAGGACAAGGAAAACAAUUCUCUUCCUAUGUGCACCAGAUCCGUCACACCGGCCAUCAGCCCAGCACCCAGGAAAUCGUGCGCUUCUCCAAGCUGUUUGAGGAUGAGCUGACCCUGGAGCACUUGGAACGGCCACAGCUGGUAGCUCUUUGCAAAUUGCUGGAGCUGCAGCCCAUUGGCACCAACAAUCUGCUCCGCUUUCAGCUUCUGCUGAGACUCAGAACCAUCAAGGCAGAUGAUGAAAUGAUUGCCAAGGAAGGAGUCAAUGGCCUAAGCGUGUCUGAACUGCAGAGCGCGUGCAGAGCCAGAGGAAUGCGAUCGUUGGGUCUCUCGGAGGAGCAGCUAAAGGAACAGCUCGGACAGUGGCUGGAUCUGCAUUUAAAGGAGAAUGUUCCACCUUCUCUGCUCCUGCUUUCCCGUGCCUUGUACUUAAUAGAUGUAAAGCCACAAUCCGUUCCCGUUCCACAAAAUAAGAUAGGUGAAACUGCUGGAAUCAUGACAUCCAUUCCUGAAGGUCGAGAGACGCUGGUGGAUCCUGCCCCUGUUGUACAGGGGAGAAAGAAUGAAGAAUUUGUAUCCCAACCAACACAGAAAUUGCCGGUCACAGAAGUGUCUGUUCAGCCUCCCCAACGAGAGACUAAAAUGGAAGCAUCUCAGAGCAGCACGGCCGGCGCCAACGGAGUCUAG